Aspergillus terreus NIH2624 is the source of this 594-nucleotide messenger RNA. RefSeq names its product Rho family GTPase RHO3 (gene rho3). Lineage: Eukaryota; Fungi; Ascomycota; Eurotiomycetes; Eurotiales; Aspergillaceae. Bases 1 to 594 code for a protein of 197 amino acids. The transcript is spliced from 8 exons. Gene Ontology annotation, molecular function: GTP binding; GTPase activity. The record is from RefSeq and is a predicted model, not a curated record. Gene Ontology annotation, biological process: small GTPase-mediated signal transduction.
AUGGAGCUGUGCGGUCGUCAGAAAGUUGUCCGGCGCAAGAUGGUGCUUCUCGGUGACGGUGCUUGCGGGAAGACUUCCGCCCUGAACGUGUUCACUCGAGGAUAUUUCCCGACUGUCUACGAGCCUACGGUUUUCGAGAACUAUGUCCACGAUAUCUUCGUCGAUAACGUACACAUGGAACUGUCGCUGUGGGAUACGGCCGGACAGGAAGAAUUUGACCGAUUGCGCGCGCUCUCGUACGAGGACACACAUGUGAUCAUGCUUUGCUUCAGCGUCGACAGCCCCGACUCGUUCGAAAACGUCGCCAGCAAAUGGAUCGACGAGAUCUCCGAGAACUGCCCGAACGUGAAGCUCGUCCUGACGGCGCUAAAGUGUGACCUGCGCAAGGACGAGUUCGAGAAUGCCAACCCCAACGCGAUCACCUACGAACAGGGGCUGGCGAAGGCGAAGGAGAUUGGCGCCGUGAAAUACCUGGAAUGCUCCGCGGUCCAGAACCGCGGCAUAAUGGAGACCUUUUAUGAAGCGGCCAAGGUCGCGCUGGAAGUGAAGACCCAAGGAUCGAACGGCUCCGGCGAGCGGUGCGUCAUCCUCUAG